GGCGGCGGCGGUCGGCGGAGGAGGAGGCGGAGGAACAGCCCGACAACCCCCUCUCUCUCCCCCCCACACCCACACCCAACCCCGGCUCACAGGCAGCGGCCCCACACACCGGCUCCACCACACCCUCUCCUCACCGCCACCGCAGCAGCAGCAGCAGCAGCAGCAGCAGCGCUCCCCGCGGCCUCGGCCUCCCGCUAACUCACACACACACACACACACACACACACACACACACACAACCGGGCCGCAGCGAGCGAGCGGGCGGGCGGUGAGAGGCGUGAAGAGGAGACUAAACCACCCCACCCCCCCACUCACAGCGGCGGGCGGUGCGGUGCGGUGCGGGCGGCGACAGUUGAUCGAAUUAUCUGGAAGCGGACGGACGGACAUCGGCGGCCGGCAUCAUCAUGGGAAACGAAGCAAGCUACCCCCUGGAAAUGUGCUCGCACUUUGAUGCUGAUGAGAUUAAACGACUAGGAAAGCGUUUUAAGAAACUGGAUUUGGACAAUUCUGGCUCACUAAGUGUGGAGGAGUUUAUGUCUCUGCCUGAGUUGCAACAGAACCCACUCGUGCAACGAGUUAUAGAUAUCUUUGACACGGAUGGAAACGGUGAAGUUGACUUUAAAGAGUUUAUUGAAGGAGUCUCCCAGUUUAGUGUUAAAGGUGACAAAGAACAGAAAUUGCGAUUUGCUUUCCGCAUCUACGACAUGGAUAAGGAUGGGUACAUCUCUAACGGAGAGCUUUUCCAGGUGCUUAAGAUGAUGGUUGGGAACAAUCUAAAGGACACACAGCUCCAGCAAAUUGUAGAUAAAACCAUAAUUAAUGCAGAUAAGGAUGGAGAUGGAAGAAUAUCCUUCGAAGAGUUUUGCGCAAUGUACUCUUCCAUCCAGGUCGUUGGAGGCCUAGACAUCCACAAAAAGAUGGUGGUUGAUGUGUGACCUCUUCAAGACUCCACCCAACACUUCUGCUUUCUUCUCCAUUUCUGAAGAUCUGCCCAAAAUGUCCAGCAAUGCUUUGUGUAUUUAAUGGAAGUAUUUUCUCUGUGAAGCCACUUUUUCCAACAUGAGCCUCAAGAAGCCAACGAAGUGUUAUUGAACUUCAACUCUCUCAAUAACCCAGUGUAGCACUUUACAAUCUGAAGGACAGCUGAAAAGGAUCAUCUCGGUGUGGUGGAGGGGCAGGGUUAGAUUUUUAUUUAUUUCAUUCUCAUCUUUUAUAAUAAGGACGUAUAAUCUAAUAGCUUUGUAAAUGUAAAAGUAGUAAUUUGGGCUUCAAUAAACGACGCAGAGACUUGAUUUAAAAUAAAGUAGUCUACGAAGUGCCAAGCAUGGAUUACACAAACCAUUUUAAAAUACUUUUGUCAUUUGUUUUUAUUGGGUUCCCCAUGAUGUAUUUCAUUUCGCAAUAGAUUAAAAAAAACUAUUGGAAAAAUAAUUGAUUCUUGUGAGCAGGGUUUACUUAUACUAUUGUUUUGGUAUGUCGACUGUAAACAUUGCUUCUGAUAGCUAUUUACAUGUUAAUAAAUGUUCCUUUUUAGGGACAAUAUCUUUAGCUAGUUUAUCUUUCAGUAAUUCCUCUAGCAUAAUGUGGAUGCCAAGAACUUUACUCGAGUAUAAAUGGCAGGGUGGUUAGAUGGUAGAUCUUUGGUAUGGUAACAAUAUCAGACAUUUAACCACAAGUCAUUAUCUUUGCAGUUACAUUGCUUAAACAAUUUAACUUGCAGGGAAACUUGGCUUGGAAAAAAACCCAUGACUAUAAUUAUAAUUAGCGAUCAGUUCAUUGCACUCUACAGAUUGGAAAUCGUCUUAAUCUUGUAUUUUAUAUCGAUGCCCUUUUCAAUUGGAACUUUUGCGUCUUGUAUACCACGUGUGAUGUUAGUGCAUGUGCAGCGAGCGGUUUCUGCGUCCGAUUGGUCCAUUUGGUUAUAGUAAACAAAGCUUACAACAAUUAGCUUCUUAAUCCAGACUCUCCAUUUUAACAAGACUUCUGUUGGGAAAAGGGGUGGGCUAGAUUUCUCUUUCUGCAAAGGUUAUUCACGUGCCUCUGUACUGUUGCUGUUCCUUCAUUUAAGUGCUGCACACUGGUGGGCUCUGACUGCGCGAGAGAUCCAGGUGCUUGGUGUCCUUGCAUGAUAAACUUUUUGCAUGUAGAUUGACUGAUGUUCCUCUUGUUUACAUAAAUUACAAUGUUCAUAUAAAAGUUGCCAAAUGUUGGUAAAUGUUGAAGAAAAGAAAAAACUCCACUAACUUUCUUCCUCUGGAUCAGUACAUGGCUUGUAAUUCAUAGCCAGUCGUAUCUGCUCCAGUGUCAAUGGCCAUGUGCUCUGUUUCAAGGGGGAAUCUAGUCUUGUGAAUUUAUUUGUACAUAUUUGUUAGUCAUGUAGGGAAAAUGUUCCCUUUGCUUGUGCAUAAUUUGACUGCAGUCUGAACUAGUGUACAUCUUUUUCCUCAAAACAAUGGAAUGUUUUUAGUUUUAUGUAGGGGGGGGGUUGAAAAAGUGAAUGUUGAGUUUUCUUCUGCAUGUUGCAUUAUAUGCGGUGGGACUAUUGGAACCUUCAUACUGUAUAAGUAAAUGGAAAAUAAAAAUUUGAAACGGUU
This is a messenger RNA of Leucoraja erinaceus (little skate), 2594 nucleotides long. Its product is annotated as calcineurin subunit B type 1. Gene Ontology annotation, molecular function: calcium-dependent protein serine/threonine phosphatase regulator activity; calcium ion binding. Bases 405 to 935 code for a protein of 176 amino acids. The record is from RefSeq and is a predicted model, not a curated record. The transcript has 6 exons. NCBI's taxonomy places the organism in Eukaryota, Metazoa, Chordata, Chondrichthyes, Rajiformes, Rajidae.